Messenger RNA from Miscanthus lutarioriparius, 777 nucleotides. The record is from the annotation of a GenBank genome assembly. Lineage: Eukaryota; Viridiplantae; Streptophyta; Magnoliopsida; Poales; Poaceae.
AUGUAUCAGCAACACCAUCACUGGGGCAAUUCCUCUUGUUAUUGCGUUGAUGGUGAGCUCAAAGCUGGUGAUGCAAUCCUUUCCUCUCGUCCAGACGCCUUGCUUGCCAAUGGAGGAGCAUUCCUGCCUUCUCCGUCGCUGCUGCCGCCACCGCCACCGUCGAGCUACAUGUCUCACUAUUCGCAGCCCCCGCCUGCCAUUGUUCCUCCACCCAUGGUCAGUCAGCUGCACGCCAUCCCCCACCUGUCCCCGACGUCGUCGUCGUCGUCCGGCAUGGCUGCAGCAACGUCCUCGUCGUCGUUUCGCCGGGCGUUGAGCACGGGAGACCUCAUCGUCCGGGACCGGGAGGAGGAGCAGAGGGUGGUGGCGGCGGCGGCAACAAGGUACAGCGCGGAGGAGCGACGGGAGCGCAUCGACAAGUACCGGAGCAAGCGCAACCAACGCAACUUCCAAAAGAAGAUCACGUAUGCCUGCAGGAAGACGCUCGCAGACAGUCGUCCCCGGGUGAAGGGCCGCUUCGCGCGCAACGGCGGCGACUACACGGAGGCGGAUGCUGUUGCAGACCACCAUGUCCCAGCAGCAGCACAUCAGUCAGAGUCAGAGUCAGACUCGCCGGCAACAGCAGCGGCGCCGAAGUGGUGGCCGCCAGUGCAGGAGGAGUUGCCUGCCGGCAUCAACCUAGCUGAGCUCUGUGCUGACGACGACGAGAUGCUGGCCGCCUACCUUGGAGUCUCCUCCAUCAGUAUAACUGAUCAUCACUACAACUGCCACCCGUAG